AUCAAUCAUGUGCUUUUGUUUCUCCAAGUUAACCACAUAUCCAUUUGCCUCUUCGUAACCACUAAAUCCAGCUGCACUUUCAAGGAUAUAUAUGUAUGUGCAACGACACAUUUCUAAACUCACAACCAACUUCUAUUACUCAACUUCUCCAAUAAAGCUCUCCUACAUUCCUUUCUUUUCAUCUUCAUCCUCACCAAGAUUUACUUUAAGAAAAAUCGAUGGCCAUUCACAAAAUGCUAAGGCGGUCUUUAUCGGCUGAAAAGAGAUCAACUGAAGUUCCAAAGGGGCAUUUGGCUGUUUAUGUUGGGGAGAAUGAGAAGAAACGCUUUGUAAUUCCAGUGUCAUAUUUGAAUCAUCCUUUGUUUCAAGAACUAUUGUGCCAAGCUGAAGAAGAAUUUGGAUUUCAUCAUCCGAUGGGUGGACUCACAAUUCCGUGCACUGAGGAUUUAUUCAUCGACCUCACAUCUCACUUGAGUAGAGCAUAAUAUAUACUCAAAAGAAUUUUCUUUCACAUUUUUUCUUUUUUCUUUUUUUGUAUAGACAAAA
Molecule: messenger RNA, 546 nt
Organism: Erythranthe guttata (spotted monkey flower)
Lineage: Eukaryota; Viridiplantae; Streptophyta; Magnoliopsida; Lamiales; Phrymaceae
Product: auxin-responsive protein SAUR21
Biological process (GO): response to auxin
Source: RefSeq, a predicted model, not a curated record